This is a messenger RNA of Hemiscyllium ocellatum (epaulette shark), 1889 nucleotides long. RefSeq names its product cytoskeleton-associated protein 4-like. The coding region runs from base 215 to 1759 and encodes 514 amino acids. The transcript has 2 exons. NCBI's taxonomy places the organism in Eukaryota, Metazoa, Chordata, Chondrichthyes, Orectolobiformes, Hemiscylliidae. The record is from RefSeq and is a predicted model, not a curated record.
UCUGAGAGCAGGAGAGAGAGAGAGAGAAAGAGAGCCCGAGGCGCUGGAGAAAGAGAACAAAAAAAAUCAAACUCAAUCAGCAACUUUGUGGAGCUGAAGAAAGCAGCAAUUUGGCGAGAGGUGAACCUCCUGUUGAGUGCAUUCCAGGACAGCACCGACUCCCAGACACUGGAAAAGCAGCUGGUUCGCCGGGAGAUUGGGCAGUUGCUGCUUCAUGACAGGCAUGUCUUCUGUAAAGCAAAGAAAUAAAAGCCACCCAGACCGGGGGUCUCACUCCAACCAGGACGACGUGGCGAAGAGGGGCUUGAAGGGAAAUAAAGGGGGGUCAGACUCCGGCUCGAGCAUCAGCAAGGUGCUCACCGGCUUCCUCAUGUUCGCUGUGGCCGCCGCCGCCGCCUCACUGAGCGCCUGGUACCUGCACAGCCUCUCCCAGCAGAUCAACCACCUUCACCAGAGGAGCGAAGAAACCUCCCUGGAAAGCAGCGGCGUGGCGACCAAGCUGGAGUCCGUUUUGCAACAGGUGGAAUCUACGAAAAUCUUGAUGAACAGACUAGACUCAGUUUUGCGCCAUACACAACAGGAGCUGCAAGAAACUAACAAAGCAGUCAACAAGGGUGAAAGCAAGACAAAUCAAAUUACUGAAACUCUACAAAAGCUGCAGAAUGAAAUCCUUCGAGAUCUUUCUGAUGGGAUCCAAGAUGUAAAAGAAGCAAGAGAGAGAGAUGUUACAUCUCUUGAAAAAACAGUCGAGGAAAAAUUAACAGAAUUAACCAAAUCGAUCCACGAUAACAUUGUUGCUUUUACAGAGGUACAGGAGAAGAAUCAGAAUGACAUUGACGAAAUGAAGUCAAAAAUUGGUUCAUUGGAAACAACCAUUGAGACAAAAAGUCAAGAAAUUACAGUGUUAAUUGAUAAACAUGAUCAGUUAAAAAAUGCCUUACAUUCACAGCUUACAGCACAGGAAGCACUGAAGCAGUCAGUGUCCAAUGCUGAAAUAUCUCUCAAUGCUGUGUCUGAAGAAGUUCACAAUUGUCGGCAAGAUUUACAAGAAACUAAGGACAGCUUGAACAACCAGAAAAAGGAACUACUUUCAAAGGCAGUUGAUGCUUCAACUAGUGUUGAAAAACAAAAUGAGAUGUUUGAAUCCCGAUUAUCUGUGGCAGAAGAAAAUAUUCUGGCUUUGAAUACAGCUGCAACACACUUAUCUGAGAAGUUAGAAUUCUACAAACUAGAUUCAGUACAGAAUACAAUGAGGAGUAUGACUGAGUCUCAGGCAUCACUCAGCAAUGAGAUUCAAACAUUAAAAGCAAACCUAAAAGACCUGCAAAACCCGGCCACAGAGGAAGUCCUCAAUGCUCUACACAAUGAAAUGCAAGCUCUGGAAGCACAGCAGAAGGAACAGAUUACGGAAGUACAAUCAGACCACAAAGAAAGCCUAAAGCAGUUGGAAAAGAGUGUUACUGAAAUAGGUGAAAAAAGUCAAAAUGUUGCAGCCACAUUAAAAUCCGUGGAAGAGAUGAUAAGGUCUGAGUUUGACGAGAAAUUAUCAACGAUGGAAAGCUCCAUGGAUGAACUUAAGUCUUCAAUCAGUGAGGCCAAGACUGAUCUGGAAGUAUUAGGAUCAACUGUGGACAGCCUACUCUCCAAACCUGAGGAGACUGAGACAGCGGAGGAUGAACUGGCAUCCCUAAAACUGUCACUAAAUGAGUUACAAUCUGAUGUUGAUAAAUUAUCAGCGUCUUUAAACAGAAUGCAAUAAGCUAGUAGAUACACAAGUAGUUGGGUGAAGUUUCAAAACAGUUUCCAUAUCGUAUUGAUUUGCUUGGAAAUAUAGAACAUAAUUGAGAUUGUUUUAAUGAUUUUUUUUAUAACAGAAUACAACAUAUGUA